Molecule: messenger RNA, 2997 nt
Organism: Arvicola amphibius (Eurasian water vole)
Lineage: Eukaryota; Metazoa; Chordata; Mammalia; Rodentia; Cricetidae
Gene: Dsg3
Product: desmoglein 3
Exons: 18
Coding region: 1-2997 (998 amino acids)
Biological process (GO): homophilic cell-cell adhesion
Cellular component (GO): plasma membrane; desmosome
Molecular function (GO): calcium ion binding
Source: RefSeq, a predicted model, not a curated record
AUGACCUGGCUAUUCCCCAGAGCCCUGGGGCCUCUGGUCCUCCUGAUGGUGGUGCUGCUGGUGCACGGGGAGCUGCGAACAGAGUCAGGAGGGCAGCACGGAGAAGACGACACAGCAGUACAGCCGGUCAAAAGAAGGUACAAACGUGAAUGGGUAAAAUUUGCCAAGCCCUGCAGAGAAAGAGAAGACAACUCAAAAAGAAAUCCCAUUGCCAAGAUCACUUCCGAUUUUCAAGCAACCCAGAAGAUUACCUACCGAAUUUCUGGGGUGGGAAUUGAUCAGCCCCCUUUUGGAAUCUUUGUUGUUGACCCAAACAAUGGUGAUAUUAACAUAACGGCCAUAGUUGAUCGUGAGGAAACCCCGAGCUUCCUGAUCACAUGCCGAGCUCUAAACGCCCUGGGACAAGAUGUAGAGAGACCACUCAUAUUAACAGUGAAAAUUUUAGAUGUCAAUGAUAAUGCUCCGAUAUUUUCACAAACCAUAUUCAAGGGUGAAAUUGAAGAAAACAGUGCUUCAAAUUCACUGGUAAUGAUCCUAAACGCCACAGACGCAGAUGAACCAAACCAUUUGAACUCUAAAAUUGCCUUCAAAAUCGUCUCCCAGGAGCCUGCAGGCAUGCCCAUGUUCCUCAUCAGCAGAAACACUGGAGAAGUCCGCACUUUGACCAGUUCUCUCGAUCGCGAGCAAAUCAGUAGCUACCACCUGGUUGUGAGUGGUACAGACAACGACGGAACGGGACUGUCGACUCAAUGCGAAUGCAGUAUUAAAGUGAAAGACGUCAACGACAACUUCCCGGUGCUUAGGGAUUCUCAGUACUCAGCGCGCAUUGAGGAAAACACUCUAAACUCCGAGCUACUCCGGUUUCAAGUGACAGACUGGGAUGAAGAGUACACGGAUAACUGGUUGGCCGUGUACUUCUUUACCUCUGGAAAUGAGGGGAAUUGGUUUGAAAUUGAAACAGAUCCAAGAACCAACGAAGGCAUCCUGAAGGUGGUUAAGGCUCUAGAUUACGAGCAAAUGCAAAGCCUGCAGUUCAGUAUCGCCGUCAGGAACAAAGCUGAGUUCCACCAGUCCGUGAUCUCUCAGUACCGAGUGCAACCGACUCCAGUCAUAAUCCAAGUCACCAAUGUCCAAGAAGGCAUUUCAUUCCGUCCUCCUUCCAAGACAUUUAUUGUGCCAGGGAGCAUAAGCACCAGUAAGCUGGCUGGUUAUAUCCUAGGAACAUAUCAAGCUACUGAUGAAGACACUGGUAGAGCUGCCUCAGCUGUCAGAUAUGUCCUAGGUCGUAAUGAUGGUGGUUUGCUUGUUAUUGAUCCAAAAACUGCUGAGAUCAAAUUUAUCAAAAACAUCGACCGAGAUUCUACUUUCAUAGUUAACAAGACAAUCUCAGCUGAGGUUCUGGCUAUAGAUGAAAACACUGGUAAGACGUCUACGGGCACAGUACACGUCGAAGUGCCCAGUUUCAGUGAAAACUGUCCCUCGGUUGUCCUGGAGAAGAACGAGAUCUGUAGCAGUGCCUCGCCGUCUGUGCUCCUCUCGGUGAGAACCCUGGAGAGGGGCAGAUACACUGGCCCCUACACAGUGUCGCUGGAGGAGCAGCCUCUGAAACUGCCAGUCAUGUGGAACAUCAGAAUGAUGAACGACACCUCAGCACUUCUACGAGCCCAGCAGCAGGUGUCUCCAGGAGUGUACAACGUCCCAGUCAUCGUGAAGGACAAUGAGGGCGGGCAGUGUGACACACCAGAAAUCCUGACCCUGACAGUGUGUCAGUGUGACGACCGGAACAUGUGUCGAGCUCCUAACCCGAGCAGAGAGCCUAUGAGGCACAGAGAGUCAUCCUGGAGGCUGGGGCCUGCUGCCAUCGGCUUGAUCCUGCUGGGACUCCUGAUGUUGUUGUUGGCCCCGCUUCUGCUGCUGGCCUGUGACUGUGGGUCAGGUCCCAUCGGAGGAGGAGCCGCCACGGGUGGCUUUAUCCCUGUGCCCGAUGGUUCAGAAGGAACAAUCCAUCAGUGGGGAAUCGAAGGAGCCCAGCCUGAAGACAAGGAAAUCACAAAUAUUUGUGUGCCUCCUAUCACAACCAAUGGUGCAGAUUUUAUGGAAAGUUCUGAAGUCUGUACAAACACAUAUGCUGGAGGGACAGUGGUGGAAGGUGCUUCGGGAAUGGAAAUGACUACCAAAGUGGGAGCCGCUACUGAAUCAGGAGCUGCGGGAACACUUGGCCCCUGUUCCUUGGGUCACUCGGGAACGAUGAGAACGAGGUAUUCCACCGGAGGGACCUUGAAGGACUACGUUGCUGCGCCACUGAACAUGACUUUCCUAGGUUCCUACUUCAAUCAGAAAUCCUUAGCCUAUGCCGAGGAGGAGGAUGAGCGGGAAGUGAAUGAGUGUUUGCUGAUCUACGAUAACGAAAGCGAGGAUGGCGCCCCCUGUUCGCCUGCCCUCAGCUCCUGCAGCUUCAUUCCUGAUGACCUAGAUGACAGCUUCUUGGAGUCCCUUGGCCCCAAAUUUAAAAAGCUUGCAGAGAUAUGUCUCGGUAUUGAUGACGAAGCCAAGCAGGCAAAGCCAGGCCCUAAAGACAGUGGUUCCGGGGCAGGCAUCUGUGCUCGCUCUGCGGAAGUCCCUCAGUCAGGUGCUAACAGGUACCAAACUUUGCCUGGCAGUCUGGAAAUUUCUCAGUCAGGUUCUCAAAGACACCAGACUUUGCCUGGCAGUCAGGACGCUCCUGUUUUGUUCACUUCCGGGUCUGUCCACCCUGCCAUUGCCAUCCCUGACCCUCUACAACUUGGUAGCUACUUGCUCACAGAAACCCACGCAACUUCAGGUUCCCUCGUGCAGCCUGCCACUGCCACCUCUGACCCACGUCUCACCCAGAAUGUCACCGUAACAGAAAGAGUGAUUUGCCCCCUUCCUAGUAUCUCUGGCAGCAUAGUGGCUCCCACAGAGCUGCGGGGCUCCUACAGUAUGCUCUAUACAAAAGAAACCUGUUCCCAUCUAUGA